This is a messenger RNA of Caenorhabditis sp. 36 PRJEB53466, 1656 nucleotides long. NCBI's taxonomy places the organism in Eukaryota, Metazoa, Nematoda, Chromadorea, Rhabditida, Rhabditidae. The record is from the annotation of a GenBank genome assembly.
AUGCUUCCAGUCAUUCUACUUGUUAUGGUACACUUACAUUCCCUUCUUUAUCUGACACCAUAACUCUCCAAUUUUAGUUAAAAGGGGUAUCCACUUUUCAAUUAGACAAUGAAAUCGUGGGUGAUCCGAAAUUCGAGUGCAAUCCGGACAGCAUCAGCUUCUCGUUCAACACCAGAAACGCAUUCAAGUCUGUUCUUUCUUUCCGAGAGCUCCCCCGAUCUUUUCGUUUCAGAGGCAACGUCUACAUCCGCGGCUUCUACGGUUCGCCCUCUUGUCGUCGUCGUUACGAUGUCCCCUCGCAGGGCGGUUCCCUCUCGAUUCGUUUGGGAGACUGCGGAAUGAGACGGUCGCGGCAGAUCAGCGGAAUUCUUCCGCGCGGAGUCAACCAGCACAUCACCUUCGUCGCCAACUUCCAUCCGCUUUUCUCGACCAAAGAGGACCGAGCAUUCAGUAUUCGUUGCUUUUACGCGCACAGUGAGUCUGUGGUGAAGGCGGACAUGGCGGUGAAGUGAGUGCCAUUUCUGUUAAUCUUAUGAUUGUUCUGUUAAUUUUCUGAUUUGUUGCAGUGGCGUGCCGGAAGAGUCCGUCGAGAAGGGCAUUACUGUGGUCCCUACGUGCACUUAUUCUCUGAGAGAAGGCACUUAUGAAGGUCCGAAAGUGAUGAAUACGAGAGUCGGAAUGACAAUCGUCCACAGAUGGGACUGUGACACUGUCGGCAACUAUGGAAUUCUGGUCCGAGGAUGCUCGAUCAUUGACUCUCGAGGCGUCGAAUCCGUGCCGCUUCUCGAUGAGAACGGGUGAGUUUGUUGUUUGCCAAAACACCCACAACCCUGGCCCUUCGUCCUUCAGAUGCUCCGUCUCCCGCGACUUUCCCCAAGUAGUCUAUCUCCCUUCCCUCACUUCUGCCUACAUGGCCGUCGAAGCCAUCUCUUUCCCCGAUCAACCAUCCGUUUCUUUCGCGUGCCAGAUAAAACUGUGCGACAAAACGAGCGAUGAAUGUCUAGGAAUGAGUCCUCCCGCGUGCACUCCGCUCACUCAGAUGCCCGUUUCCGGACAGAUUCCUAUGCCGCUUGACAACACGAUCGGGAACACUUUCGGUGGGCAUUUCAGAGAUCUCGCAAAUGGAUCAAAGUGCUGAGUUCAGAUGGAAUUCCGAUGGAACCGUUGGAGCCGUGGAUGAAAGAGCCGAUGCCUCCGGUGGAUGAGAAUGUGACUGUGAUAUCGGAAGGAGAGCCGAUGCCCCGAUUGAUAUCCGAUGAGGAACAAUAUCAAAUCGAAUCGAAUCACGUCGGAAGGGAAAUACGCGAGAAACGGUUCGCCCUCAGACUUUUCAACGUUUCCUCCGAGGAUCUGUUCAUUGAACCGUCCGAGGAACCCAGGAAGUUAGAGACUCCGGGAGCCCCCCGCGAGCCAUCUGCUCUUUCGAAAACCUGCGUCUCCAUUGAAACCUUCUAUCUCUCGGCUCUCGCCGUUCUGCUCGUCUUCCUUCUUUCCAUCGGAAUGGUCUGCUUCUUCGGCGGACACAUUCUGAAAAAGUAAGCGAACUGUCGACAGUUGUUCUUUACUACCACGUCAUUCCUCCCAUUUUACAGAAACAAACAUGACUACGCAGCCAGAAUGUCUGUGCCAGAAGCGUAUUACGUCAGCAAAUUCUGA